AUGAGCGGGGGCUAUAAUGUAGAGAAAAAGGAUAUUGAAGAUAUUGUAAAGAAAUCUGCCUAUUUUACCCGCGGGGGCUUAAAUUCGCCUUAUGUGGAUCAGGAAGUGAAGAUUGGUGUGGAUGGUAAUGGGGAAGGAGUGUUCAGGACUGAAAGGAAAUAUGUGCAUCCGCAAAUUAUUUUUGCGGAGAUUGUGGCUUUUUUGUUUAAUUUUGUGAGCUGCUUUGGCCAUAUGGAUUUUGUGGCAUUGUUUGACGCGGGGGCAUGCUUGGACGUGGAUGUUGAGGGACGACGAUCUCUUAGAUCGUGGGAUGAAUUGAAGAGAGUGGCAAGAAAAUGUCUGCUGAAAUGGCAUACUGAUAAAGCGGGGGCUGGGGGAUUAGAGGCUUGUCAACUGGCACACAAGGCUUUUGGCUAUCUUAUUCAAAAAACCAAAAUUUUUUUAAAAAAUCUUUCUUGA
This is a messenger RNA of Meloidogyne enterolobii, 459 nucleotides long. The record is from the annotation of a GenBank genome assembly. NCBI's taxonomy places the organism in Eukaryota, Metazoa, Nematoda, Chromadorea, Rhabditida, Meloidogynidae.